This is a messenger RNA of Metopolophium dirhodum (rose-grain aphid), 387 nucleotides long. RefSeq lists its product as uncharacterized. The transcript is spliced from 2 exons. NCBI's taxonomy places the organism in Eukaryota, Metazoa, Arthropoda, Insecta, Hemiptera, Aphididae. Gene Ontology annotation, molecular function: DNA helicase activity. Gene Ontology annotation, biological process: telomere maintenance; DNA repair. The record is from RefSeq and is a predicted model, not a curated record. The coding region runs from base 1 to 387 and encodes 128 amino acids.
AUGGCUACAGUGCUGAAACAGUGCAAAAUUAACAUCUGGGAUGAAUGCCCUAUGGCACACAAACAUUCGCUUGAGGCGUUGGACAGGACAUUGAAAGGCAUGAGAAACAAUGACAAACUGUUUGGUGGCACUCUGUUACUCCUUUCAGAUGUACCAAUUGAAUUCAAACGGGUUCAAUUUCCAAUCAGAUUGGCAUUCGCAAUGACAAUCAAUAAGUCUCAAGGCCAAACGAUGACUGUUUGUAGCUUAGAUCUGGGCACACCGUGUUUGUCACAUGGACAAUUAUACGUGGCAUAUUCCCGCGUGGGUAAACCAUCCAGUUUUUUUGUGUUGGCUAAAGAUAGACUUACUAAAAAUAUCGUACACUCCAUUGCACUAAGAGACUGA